AUGGAAGUCAACUUUGAAGGGGAAAUAUCAGACACAGCUGUGAUUGUUUUUACCAUAGUUGUCAUAAUAUUAUUAAUUUUUGGAAUCCCUUCGAAUACCUUGUUCCUUUGGACAUUACUGAAAAUUAGACGUCUCCGAAUAAUCCAUAAUACCUUUGUAGGAAAUUUGGCUGUAGCUGAUUUUCUCAUCACAAGUUAUCUCUUGCCCUUCAAUCUCGUUUUUCUCCUCAAUAAAGGUGCCCGACUCCCCGACUCAUUAUGUAGAUUCAAUGGAAUGAUUGCCAAUAUCGUCUUUUGUUCAUCGGUUUUAUCGGUGUCAACGAUAGCGGUUCAUCGAUAUGUCAAAAUCUGCCAUUAUUCGUUAUGUUCGAGAAUUUACACAAAGACCUCUGUUUCGUUAAUUAUUGCUGGUGUUUGGAUCGUAGGAUUUUUAUUUUCAAUCCCUCUCCUAUGUAUGGAAGAUUCCUUAAUCUUUGAUCCAACCAUGCAAAUGUGCGUCUUUAACCGUUAUGUCAGCCAGUCGUACUCCGUAGCCUACCUGUUUGUCUGUCUGUUUCUCCCCAGCAGUGUUACGAUGGUUUGUUAUUACAAGAUUUUUGUCUUCAUACAACGGCACAAAGAGAAACUAAAAUUCUCCUGGAAUAACGGAAUUGGACAGCUACGAUUCAGAAAAGAUGUACGAUCGACCAAAUCGACAUUUGUGGUUUUUGUUCUAUACCUUCUGAUGUACAGUCUCUUCGGGGUGUUGGCUACUUUUUAUGAUGAACAUUCACAAAUCCCUCCCGAAGUUCAUGCAACUUCUGUUUAUCUUGCUUACGCAGGGUACCUGUAA
Saccostrea cuccullata (small rock oyster) is the source of this 831-nucleotide messenger RNA. RefSeq names its product melatonin receptor type 1B-B-like. Gene Ontology annotation, cellular component: plasma membrane. Lineage: Eukaryota; Metazoa; Mollusca; Bivalvia; Ostreida; Ostreidae. The coding region runs from base 1 to 831 and encodes 276 amino acids. The record is from RefSeq and is a predicted model, not a curated record. The transcript has a single exon. Gene Ontology annotation, molecular function: G protein-coupled photoreceptor activity. Gene Ontology annotation, biological process: phototransduction; G protein-coupled receptor signaling pathway; cellular response to light stimulus.